Messenger RNA from Camelina sativa (false flax), 1102 nucleotides. Its product is annotated as transcription factor MYB72-like. NCBI's taxonomy places the organism in Eukaryota, Viridiplantae, Streptophyta, Magnoliopsida, Brassicales, Brassicaceae. The record is from RefSeq and is a predicted model, not a curated record.
UCACAAAGUGAAGGUAGCUUGAGAGAAAUAACUGUUGUUAUUGAGAAUGGGGAAAGGAAGAGCACCAUGCUGCGACAAGAACAAAGUGAAGAGAGGGCCAUGGAGCCCUCAAGAAGAUCUCACUCUCAUCACCUUUAUCCAAAAACAUGGCCACCAGAAUUGGAGAUCUCUUCCCAAGCUUGCUGGAUUGAUGAGAUGUGGGAAGAGUUGCCGACUGAGAUGGAUAAACUAUUUGAGACCGGACGUGAAGCGAGGCAACUUUAGCAAAGAGGAGGAAGAUGCUAUCAUUCACUAUCACCAAACCCUUGGAAACAAGUGGUCAAAGAUAGCUUCCUUCUUGCCCGGAAGAACCGACAACGAGAUCAAGAACAUUUGGAACACUCAUCUCAAGAAACGACUCAGUAGUACUCCAUCUUCUUCUUCUUCAUCCAUCUCUAGCACUCAUGUCCAAAGCACAAAAGCAGAAGAUCAUCAAGACAAGAACUGUGAAGGAGCUCACGAAGAAGCGCAUUCGGAGUUAAAGGACAACCAUGACUCAGCUACUUGGUCACAUCCGCAAGACCAGUGUAUGCACACAAAACCAGAGAUCCAUGAGGCUAAUGAACUCGACGAGAUCCAAUUCUUGCUCGACCAUGAUGACUUUGAUGAUAAAACUUCUGAGUUUCUUCAGAACAACGAUAUGUUAUCUCCUCUAGAGUCUCUUCUUCAUAAUAACGACCAAACUCACAUCUCAACCACGGGCGGAGUGACUCAGGAGGUAACCAAAUCACAAUCAUUUGAUCAAUAUUCUCAACAGGAUAUACCAUGCGGAUUUGAAGACGCAAACAGAGAAUCCGAUUUGUGGAGACAGAUGGCUGAAUCAACCUCACCUACAUUUUGUCCUAACAAUGAGUACGACGAGUGGUUUAACUUCAUGGACAACCACCAAACUUACUUUGAUGAUUUUAAUUUUUUCGGAGAAGUAUGUCUAUAAAUGCAUGACCAAUGAUGUGUUGUCUUUACCUUUCAUUGUUGAGUGUAUAUUAAUAUGUUACAUGGAUCAAAAUAUCAAUCUGAUUAUCCUAGCUAAAAUCUAUACAUGUUUUAUAGACAUGANAAAAAA